Molecule: messenger RNA, 1371 nt
Organism: Cololabis saira (Pacific saury)
Lineage: Eukaryota; Metazoa; Chordata; Actinopteri; Beloniformes; Belonidae
Product: interferon-induced protein with tetratricopeptide repeats 1-like
Exons: 2
Coding region: 1-1371 (456 amino acids)
Biological process (GO): defense response to virus
Cellular component (GO): cytosol
Molecular function (GO): protein binding
Source: RefSeq, a predicted model, not a curated record
AUGACCAACUGCAUGACGGUGACGGUGAUGGUGUUGGUGUUGGUGUUGGUUGCUGCUCAGGACCCGCCCACGUUGGAGUCCAGACUGAAGGACCUGGAGUGCCACUUCACCUGGGGCCUGGAUUCCAGACGUUCCAAACUGAUCCACAGCAGGUACAUGCUGGAAGACAUCGGCACCGAGGAGGGAAACCUCUGGCUGGGUCAUAUUUACAACCUGCAGGGUUUCAUCUGGUGUCAGCUCGGUGAUAAAGAAGAGGCCCAGCGUUUCCUCACCAGGGCCACCCAGACCUUCCGACAGCUGAAGAACACGGAUGAAGGUCCCUGGUUGGUGGUGAACUUUGGGAAUCUGGCCUGGCUGCACCACCUUCUGGGAGAAGAUGAACAGAGUCAGGAUUACCUGUCAAAGGUUGACGUUCUGCUGAGGGAACUCCCGCCUAUAUUCCAGGACAAGCUCCACCCGGAGAUCUGUGCAGAGAAGGCCUGGACCCUGAUGAAGUUUGACCGACAGCCGCAGGCUGCAGAUUACUUCCAGAAGGCAGUGGAGAUGCAGCCGAACAUGGUGCACUGGAGGACCAGCCAUGUGAUUGGGAGGGUGAAGGCUCACAGGUACAGCAACAAAAACCUGGAUCAGGACAUCUGGAAGGAGAUGAGGGAGGCCAGGGAGCUGGAUCCAGAUAACACGUACCUCGCUGCCCUGGAGCUGCUCAUAAGAGCCAAGAGAGGAGACCAAGUCAGGGAUGAAGCUCACGAGCUGGAGGAAAAGAUCUUACUGAAUCCUGUCAGCAGUUACAGUGGCAUCAAGGUCCUGCUCUGGGUGUACAAACAGCUGGACGACAUAGACCAGGCCAUUGAUUUGGUAGAGAGGGUCCUGAAGGAUCAUCCUGAUAAUCGAUACCUGAAAGAGUGCAACGCACUCUGCUACAAAUGGAGAAUCCUUUCCUUCAGGGACAGUUGUCCAAACCCAUCUAGAGGCUUGAUGAAACGAGCUAUCAGCCUGCAGGAGCAGGCGAUCACUCUUUACCCCGAUCGCCGUUCCCUCAUGAAGAGGAUUGACCUUGCAGACAUAUGUGCAAAAAUAAGCGGUGAUCCCCCGAGAGCAUAUCAGAUUUACCAGGAGCUGCUAAGCCUGGACCUGGAACCUGAAGACAUGCAGCCGGUCUACUACCGCUACGCCAAAUACUUACACUACCACCGGGGGGAAUCAGACAAGUCCAUCACCUACCACAUGAAGACAGCAGAGAUCCCUGUGGAGUCCUCCAUCAGGCAGAAGAGCAUCAGACAGCUGAAGAGGAUCAGUGAGCGAGGCAGGAGCAAGAAGUGUGGAGAAAUCAAGAAGUUCCUGGAAACACUGCAGGAGGACCAGCCUGAGUGA